ACCUCUUCCUUUGUAGACAAGUAUAUAUUUUUUAAUGCACUACCAGAAGUGGCAUCAUAAGAUGCCGUUCUUUAGGCUAGGUCUGUUGGUCGACGGUCAAUUUAGUUGAUGCAAGAGGAGCUGGACAUAUUAACCUUCUCAGUGGCUAACUGUACAAGACAUAUCUAGUUUUGGAGAAUAGCAAGUCUGGAUCAGAUUGGCAUGGUUUCACUUUCCUUCUGUUCCUGCUGUAUCCCAUCAUAUUUUAUUCUCUUUUCGUGAGGAAGAGGACUGGGAAUGCGGCUUGAUUGGUGGUGGACCUGGUGGUAUAUCAACAACAGAGAGCUGUCCACCUGAAUUAACAAAUGAUGAAGCCAUGAAUUCAAUGGAAGAGAGCGGGAAACAAGAUAUAAUACUCUACUUUUCCACUGGAAAAUCCUGGCCAGCGUAACAGUAAAUUUUAUUGACUAAUAAACAACGAAUUAGCCCAGCAUGGCCCAAAUAUUACCCAUUCUUACUUUCUUUGCCUGGCGUUUUAUGUAUCCACAGCAUUGAUUUUGGCGCAAGUUAAAGCCUCGUGGCACCAGGCUGAUAUGACUUAAUUCAGCUUCGAGUCCAUAUAUGAUAGUUGAAUCGAUCAAAUUCGGUUGAACUCAAGUUGAUCAUUAUCAAGACUUGUAGUACCAUAUGUAGAUAAUUCAUAUGGUACGAGGACAAAAGUAUGUGGACCCUCACUUUGGUUUAUUUAUGUCUCUUGCGGCACACGUAUUGUCUCGAGAAUGUGGAAGAGACAAGAAUGAACUACAUGGGAUCAUUUCAUUCGACGUCUUAGAGGUAACAAUGAUGGACGAAGACUUGGUUUAUUCUUAUGUUCUAUUUAAUCCUUGCCGUUAAAUUGACACAUGGCCUGAUGAAUUUAUUAGUACUAUGAUAAAUGGAAACAUAGUUCUUCGAAAUUGAGCUCUUGAAGGUUUUCAUCUUCGUUGAUCGAGAUGAGCAAGGCAGUGGCCAAUAAACCUCAUGCAGUGUGCAUCCCAUAUCCAGAGCAAGGGCACACGUUGCCUCUUCUGCAAUUAGCCAAGCUUCUCCAUUCAACUGGUUUGCAUAUAACCUUUGUCAUCACCGAGUUCUAUCACGACCACAUAAGACAGUCCCAUGGACCUAAUGUCGUGAAAGACUUGUACGAUUUUCAGUUUCGGACCAUACCAGACGGGUUGCCUCCAUCUGAACGCAAAGCCUCCCCAGAUGUUCCGACGCUCUGUGAUUCAACAAGGAGAAAUUUUUUGAGCCCAUUUAAAGAGUUGGUGGCUGGGCUGAAUUCUUCGGUGGAGGUGCCUUCUGUAACCUGUAUAAUUGCUGAUGGGGUCUUGAGCUUUGCUAUAAAGGCUGCCGAGGAGCUGGGCAUUCCAGAGAUUCAGUUUUGGACUGCUUCUGCUUGUAGUUUUAUGGGGUAUUUGCAUUUUGAUGAGCUUAUUCGAAGAGAAAUCCUGCCGUUCAAAGAUGAAACAUUCUUGUGUGAUGGUAUACUUGACACCUCUGUCGAUUGGAUCCCGGGAAUGAGAAACAUCCGCCUUAGAGACCUCCCAAGCUUUAUCAGAACUACAAACAUAGAUGACACAAUGUUUGAUUUCAUGGGAUCGGAAGCCCGAAAUUGCAUGAGAUCUUCUGGUAUUAUCUUCAACACAUUCGACGAACUUGAACAUGAUGUGUUAGAAGCAAUUUCAGCAAAGUUUCCCCAAAUAUACGCAAUUGGUCCAUUAUCCAUAACAAGCAGAGAAGCAAGUGAAACCCAUUUGAAGCCAUUAAGGUUGAGUGUGUGGAAGGAAGACCAACAAUGUCUCCCGUGGCUCGAUACACAGGCACCCGAAUCUGUUGUAUAUGUAAGCUUUGGCUGCCUAACCACGAUGACUGACCAAAAGUUAAGAGAAUUUGCAUGGGGAUUGGCAGAGAGUAAGCAACCAUUUAUGUGGGUACUGAGGCCUGACAUUGUAUUGGGUGAAUCGGCUAUAUUACCCGAAGAUUUCUUAGAAGAGACAAAGAACAGGGGAUUUCUAACGAGUUGGUGUCCGCAAGAACAAGUUCUAGCACACCCAUCAGUUGGAGCUUUUUUGACUCACUGUGGUUGGAAUUCUACGUUGGAAGGCAUAUGUGGGGGUGUUCCAUUGAUUUGCUGGCCAUUCUUCGCAGAUCAGCAACCAAAUACUCGAUAUGCUUGCGUCAAUUGGGGGAUUGGCAUGGAGUUGGAUGAUGACGUAAAACGAACCGACAUUGUAGCAAUUCUGAAGGAGAUUAUGGAAGAAGACAAAGGCAAGGAAUUGCGGCAAAAUGCUGUGGUGUGGAAAAAAAGAGCACAUAAAGCAACGGGUGUUGGUGGUUCAUCCUAUAGUAAUUUCAAUAGGUUGAUUAAGGAACACUUUCAUGCUAGUUUGUCAGAUUUAAUUAAUUAAUCGUUUAGAGUAAAAUAAUGCAGAGCUUAGUUUCUACCUUUUAUCUGCGGUUGGAUUAAUAUCCAGGUUUUCGGCUAAAUGGGAAAUGUUCGUUUCAUUGCACUAUUUAUACA
This is a messenger RNA of Cucumis sativus (cucumber), 2539 nucleotides long. RefSeq names its product linamarin synthase 2. The record is from RefSeq and is a predicted model, not a curated record. Gene Ontology annotation, molecular function: UDP-glycosyltransferase activity. The transcript has 3 exons. Bases 972 to 2426 code for a protein of 484 amino acids. NCBI's taxonomy places the organism in Eukaryota, Viridiplantae, Streptophyta, Magnoliopsida, Cucurbitales, Cucurbitaceae.